Didymodactylos carnosus is the source of this 1965-nucleotide messenger RNA. NCBI's taxonomy places the organism in Eukaryota, Metazoa, Rotifera, Eurotatoria, Philodinida, Philodinidae. The record is from the annotation of a GenBank genome assembly.
AUGUUAAAGGAUAAGGAACAGUUAGCGUUUCUCGAGGUUAACGUUCGGGUGUUAACCAUGGAUGCUGAAUUAGAGUUUGCCAUUCAGCCAAAUACUACUGGAAAACAAUUAUUUGAUCAAGUUGUUAAAACCGUUGCAUUACGUGAAAUAUGGUUUUUUGCAUUACAAUUUACUGAUAGUAAAAAUUUUCCAGUUUGGUUAAAAUUAAAUAAGAAGGUUUUAAGUCAAGAUGUUAAAAAACAACAACAACCAUUACAAUUUAAAUUUCGUGCAAGAUUUUUUCCAGAAGAAGUAUCCGAAGAACUUAUACAAGACGUAACACAAAAACUAUUCUUUUUACAAGUUCGAGAUUCAAUAUUAAUGGAUGAAAUUUAUUGUCCACCAGAAACGUGUGUAUUAUUAGCAUCCUAUGCAAUGCAAGCGAAACAUGGUGAUUAUAAUGAAGAGUCACAUAGACCAGGAUCAAUGGUUAAUGAACGAUUAUUGCCAAAACGUGUAAUAGAACAAUUUCAAUUAUCACCUGAAGAAUGGGAAAAACGUGUUACUAAUUGGUGGAAAGAACAUCGUGGAAUGUUAAAAGAAGAAGCCAUGUUAGAAUAUUUAAAAAUUGCUCAAGAUCUUGAAAUGUAUGGUGUAAAUUAUUUUGAUAUUAAAAAUAAAAAAGGAACAGAAUUAUACCUUGGUGUUGAUGCACUUGGAUUAAAUAUUUAUGACAAAGCUGAUAAACUGACGCCAAAAAUUGGUUUUCCAUGGAGUGAAAUACGAAAUAUUUCGUUUAAUGAUAAAAAAUUUGUUAUUAAACCAAUGGAAAAGAAAGCGCCGGAUUUUAUAUUUUAUGCUCCACGUCUAAGAAUUAAUCGUCGUAUAUUAUCGUUGUGUAUGGGUAAUCAUGAAUUAUAUAUGAGAAGACGUAAACCAGAUACAAUUGAAGUUCAACAGAUGAAAGCACAAGCCAAAGACGAAAAACAGGCGCGAGUAAUUGAAAGAGAACGUAUUCAAAAUGAAAUUGAACGUCGUAAAAUGGCUGAACGUGAAAAAGAAACAUUAAAACAAAAAUUAAAAAAUUUAGAAGUACAAGCUGAACAAGCUAAACAAGCAUUAGAUGAACAAAGUCGUUUAACAAAAGAAAUAGAAGAAAAACGUGCUCAUGCUGAAGAGGAACGAUCACGUUUAGCACAAGAACGAUAUGAAGCAGAAGAAGAACAAAAACGAAUAAUGGAUCGUAUGCGUUAUGAACAAGAAGAAAAAGUAAAAAUAGUACAAGAAAUUGAACAAGCAAGACGACUUGCCGAACAAAAAGCUCAUGAAGCACAACAAAAAGAAAUCGAAGCAAGACGCCUGGAAGAAGAACUAUUAGAAGCAAGACAAAAAGUAAUGCAAACAACCACUCAAAUGAAUUCGGGUAUGAAUCAUCAUUAUAAUCAUGCAAUCGGUGAAUUUAAUAAUGGAGAUGAAGAAAGUGACGAUGAUGAUGAAAAUAGUAGUAGUCGAAAUAGAAGAGGAGUUGAAUUACAAACGAAUAUAAAUGCGUCAAGACAUGAAGAAGAUCGAAUUACAGAAGCACAAAGAAAUAUAAAAAUGAAAGAGCAAUUAAUGGCAUUAAAAGAUGAACUAGGCAGCGUUCAUAAUCCUCACAAAGUGACCGAUAAUGAUCGUUUACAUCAACAAAAUGUUGCAUCUGGUCGUGAUAAAUAUAAAACAUUAAAAAUGAUUCGACAGGGCAAUACAAAAAAACGUAUUGACGAAUUUGAAUCCAUUUAUGCACCUUUAUCUCCUAUAUACGCUGAACAAGAGGAUGAUGAUAAACGAGAGUUGGAUAAACGAAAACGUGAUGACAGAGAGACAGCUGAAGAUACUAUUUAUCGUGAAAAUUUACAAGCAAAGGGUAUUGAUAAAUAUAAAACAUUGAAAAAAAUACGUGAAGGGACAGUGAAACGUCGUAUCGAUGAAUUUGAAGCUAUGUGA